AUGGGCCGUUUCACCACCAUUGCCACGUGCAACUUGAACCAGUGGGCGUUGGACUUCGAGGGCAACCGCGACCGCAUCGUCGAGCUGAUCCGCCAGGCCAAAGCCGCCGGGGCCCAGCUCCGGGUGGGGCCGGAACUCGAGGUGUGUGGCUACGGCUGUCUCGACCACUUCGCUGAGACGGAGCUCUACGACAACUGCUGGAUCAUGUACGAGGAGAUCUUGGCCAAUAAGGAGACCCAUGGCAUUCUCUUGGAUAUCGGGAUGCCCGUGAUCCACAACCUGAUCAAGUACAACUGCCGCCUCAUUUCCUACGACGGCAAGAUCCUCUUGAUCAGACCCAAGCUCUACUUGGCCAACGACGGCAACUACCGUGAAAUGAGAUACUUCACCCCCUGGUGCAAGCCCAAGUACUGGGAGACGUACCAGUUGCCCGACUCGGUGGCGCGCCUCACCGGCGACCACAGCGUCCCCAUUGGCGACUGUAUCAUCAACACCGCCGACACCAGGAUCGGGUGUGAGACGUGCGAGGAGCUUUUCACCCCGCAAUCGCCCCACAUCUCGAUGGCGCUUGCCGGCGUCGAGAUUUUUACCAACUCGCUGGGGAGCCACCACGAGCUCCGCAAAUUGAUCACUCGCUUAGAGCUUAUCACCGAGGCGACGAAGAAGUGUGGCGGUGUCUACUUAUACGCCAACCAGCGAGGGUGCGACGGGGACCGGUUAUACUACGACGGCAGCGCCUGUAUCAUCAUCAACGGCGACGUCGUCGGCCAGGGCCACUCGUUCUCCAUCGACGACAUCGAGGUGGUCACCGCCACCGUCGACCUCGACGAGGUAAGGGCGUACCGCCACCAGAUCUCGCUGAACUACCAGCUGGCGCGCGUCGCCGACGACCCCUACCACACCAUCGACGCCUUCAACGUGUACAUGUGUCCUCUGGCACACGAGUUCGACCCCAUGGUGACGCCGCUGAACCGGCGCAAGGCGGUCAUCCCGGAACCGGCGGUGGAGAUCGCCAAGGGACCGGCGUGCUGGUUGUGGGACUACUUGAGACGGUCGAAGACAGGUGGGUUUUUCCUCCCCUUGCUGGGCGGGCUCGAUCUGUGCUCGACGGCAGUGAUUGUCCACAGCAUGUGCCGUAUGGUCUACGACGCUAUCAAAGCUGGUAACAAGCAGGCGCUCCAGGAUGUGAGAGACUUGACUCGCAUCGAGGACUUUACCCCCGAUUCGCCUCAAGCCAUCGCCAAGGAGCUCUUCUACACCUCGUAUAUGGGCACCCAGAACUCGCUGAAGGAGACGAGGGAACGGGCCAAACAGCUCGCCAGCGACAUCGGGCUGUACCACAUCGACAUCGACAUCGACACCAUCGUCCUGCUGGUGGUGCUGUUGUUUGAAGUGGCCACCGGCAAGCGCCCCGUGUUCAAGGUGUUUGGCGGGUCGUCGACGGAAAACUUGGCGUUGCAGAACAUCCAGGCGCGGUUGCGGAUGGUGAUGCUGUACUUGUUUGCCCAGCUUUUGCCGUGGACGAGACUGAAGCCCCUGGGCCUCUUGGUGCUUGGUAGCGCCAACGUCGACGAGUGUUUGCGGGGCUACUUGACCAAGUACGACUGCUCGAGUGCCGACAUCAACCCCAUUGGCGGCGUGCUGAAAAACGACUUGAAAAAGUUCAUUUCGUGGGCGGAAACGGCGUUGGAAUUGCCGAUUUUGCGCCAGUUCCUCGACGCCACCCCCACCGCCGAACUCGAGCCCACCACCGACACCUACGUCCAGCUGGACGAGGCCGAUAUGGGCAUGACCUACGACGAGCUCUCGGCGUUUGGCCGCUUGCGCAAGGUGGAAAAGUGCGGGCCGACACUGAUGUUCAUCAAGCUCUACCACCAGUGGCUGCAGCCGCCGUACAACUUGAGCGCCCGCCAGAUUGCCGAAAAGGUGCAGCGGUUUUUCUUCUUCUACGCCGUCAACCGCCACAAGAUGACGACGAUCACGCCGCUGUACCACGCCGAGGCGUACCUGCCCGACGACAACCGGUUUGACUUGAGACCGAUCUUGGUCAACCCGUACUUCCCGUUGGCGCGUAAGCGCAUCGCCAAGCUCGUCGACGAGAUCGAGUCGCGCCACACCGAGUUUGAGCGGGCCCUCAACAGCGUCGAGUAG
Messenger RNA from Diutina rugosa, 2151 nucleotides. Its product is annotated as glutamine-dependent NAD(+) synthetase. Bases 1 to 2151 code for a protein of 716 amino acids. The record is from RefSeq and is a predicted model, not a curated record. The transcript has a single exon. Gene Ontology annotation, cellular component: cytoplasm. NCBI's taxonomy places the organism in Eukaryota, Fungi, Ascomycota, Pichiomycetes, Serinales, Debaryomycetaceae. Gene Ontology annotation, molecular function: NAD+ synthase (glutamine-hydrolyzing) activity; glutaminase activity; ATP binding. Gene Ontology annotation, biological process: NAD+ biosynthetic process.